UUCUUUAUUCUUCUAUCUUAUUUUGUCCAUUCAAACUGAUUUUGAUAGGGUCAAUAUAUUCUUGUUGGAUUAUAGUAUAUAUAUAAUUGUACCUUUAAGGUCAUGCAGGCAGGCAACAUAUUUGCACCAUUUUAGACCUGAAGAAUCUUGGGUUUAAGUCAAGGUUCAAAGGGUCCUUAAAGAAUAUUUGAUUGUUUGCAUUGCAAAGAAUCUCUUUCAAGGACCAUCAUCUUACAGGGUGGGGCGUAAAAGCUGUAGGAUAUAGAAGAUGGUUGAGAAUUCGACUGCCCUUGAUGCCAUUAACAAGGAAGCCGUAGAUCUGGAAAAUAUACCCCUCGAAGAAGUUUUCGAGAAUCUCAGGUGUACAAGAGAAGGUUUGACCGCUAAUGAAGUUCGAGAGAGGUUGGAUUUGUUUGGGUACAAUAAACUUGAAGAGCAAAAGGAAAAUAAGCUACUGAAGUUUUUGGGAUUUAUGUGGAAUCCACUGUCAUGGGUCAUGGAAGCUGCAGCAAUCAUGGCCAUUGGUCUUGCACAUGGAGGGAACAAGAGUGCAGACUAUCAUGAUUUUGUUGGCAUCAUCACCUUGCUUAUAAUCAAUUCAACCAUCAGUUUUAUAGAGGAAAACAAUGCUGGCAAUGCAGCUGCUGCUCUUAUGGCUCGGUUGGCCCCGAAAGCUAAGGUUCUACGUGAUGGAAGAUGGAGUGAAGAAGAAGCUUCGGUGUUGGUUCCUGGGGAUAUUAUUAGCAUAAAACUUGGUGAUAUUAUUCCUGCCGAUGCACGCCUUUUGGAAGGAGAUCCUUUAAAGAUUGACCAGUCUGCUCUUACCGGAGAAUCACUUCCAGUAACCAAGAGUCCUGGUGACGGAGUGUAUUCAGGUUCAACAUGCAAGCAGGGUGAAAUUGAAGCAGUUGUCAUUGCAACUGGAGUUCAUACUUUCUUUGGCAAGGCAGCUCAUCUUGUUGAGAACACGACUCAUGUUGGACAUUUCCAAAAGGUUUUAACAGCAAUUGGAAACUUCUGCAUUUGCUCAAUUGCAGCUGGGAUGGUUAUUGAGAUCAUCGUGAUAUAUGGGAUUCAAGGGAGGGGAUACCGAGUUGGCAUUGAUAACCUACUUGUCCUGUUAAUUGGUGGGAUCCCAAUUGCAAUGCCCACUGUUCUGUCAGUUACAAUGGCUAUUGGUUCGCAUCGCCUGUCUCAGCAGGGUGCUAUAACAAAGAGAAUGACUGCCAUUGAAGAAAUGGCUGGAAUGGACGUCCUUUGCAGUGAUAAAACAGGCACAUUGACUCUUAACAAGCUUACAGUGGACAAAAAUAUGAUUGAGGUUUUUGCCAAAGGUGUUGACAAGGAUAUGGUUAUGCUUAUGGCUGCAAGAGCGUCUAGAUUAGAGAACCAAGAUGCUAUUGAUUGUGCAAUUGUCUCAAUGUUGGCAGACCCUAAGGAGGCACGAGCUGGGAUUCAAGAAGUUCACUUCCUUCCAUUUAAUCCAACUGACAAAAGGACUGCUCUUACAUACAUAGAUGCUGCUGGGAAAAUGCAGAGAGUCAGCAAAGGUGCACCAGAACAGAUUCUUCAUAUGGCACACAACAAAACAGAAAUCGAGCGAAGGGUACAUUCAAUAAUUGACAAAUUUGCAGAACGCGGACUGAGAUCCCUGGCAGUUGCUCGCCAGGGAGUGCCUGCUGGUACAAAGGACAGUCCAGGUGGACCCUGGGAAUUUGUUGGGCUUCUCCCACUCUUUGACCCUCCACGCCACGACAGUGCUGAAACAAUUAGACGAGCACUGGACCUUGGUGUCAGUGUUAAAAUGAUUACAGGUGACCAACUCGCAAUUGCCAAGGAAACAGGAAGGAGGCUUGGAAUGGGCACAAAUAUGUAUCCAUCUUCAUCCCUGCUCGGUGAAGGCAAAGAUGAUGCAGUUGGAGUACUUCCAAUUGAUGAGCUCAUUGAGAAAGCUGAUGGUUUUGCUGGUGUCUUUCCCGAACAUAAAUAUGAGAUUGUGAGGAGACUACAAGCAAGAAAGCAUAUAUGUGGAAUGACUGGUGAUGGAGUGAACGAUGCCCCUGCCUUAAAGAAAGCUGACAUUGGAAUUGCUGUAGCAGAUUCAACAGACGCUGCCCGUAGUGCUUCUGAUAUAGUUCUGACUGAACCUGGGCUGAGUGUAAUCAUUAGUGCUGUCUUAACAAGCCGUGCAAUCUUCCAGAGAAUGAAAAAUUAUACAAUAUAUGCUGUGUCUAUCACUAUUCGUAUAGUGCUAGGGUUUAUGUUGCUGACUGUCUUCUGGAAAUUUGACUUCCCUCCAUUCAUGGUUCUUGUCAUUGCCAUUCUUAAUGAUGGUACUAUCAUGACCAUAUCCAAGGACAGAGUCAAGCCUUCUCCCCUCCCUGACAGUUGGAAGCUCAGUGAAAUUUUUGCUACUGGUGUUGUUCUUGGUGGUUAUCUGGCUCUAAUGUCUGUCGUAUUCUUCUGGUUAGCUUAUGAAACCAACUUCUUCCCGGAACAUUUUAAUGUGAGGGACUUCAACCAGCACCAUUUUAACAUGACGGAUGGAAAAAUUGCCAAUCCACUUAAAGAACAACUGGCAUCUGCUGUGUAUCUUCAAGUCAGCACCAUUAGUCAGGCCUUGAUAUUCGUGACUCGCUCCCGGAGCUGGUCAUUCCUGGAACGUCCAGGCCUUCUGCUUGUUUCUGCCUUCAUUAUUGCCCAAAUGGUUGCAACAGUCAUCUCUGCUACUGCAACCUGGAAAUUUGCUGGAAUCAGAAGUAUUGGUUGGGGCUGGACAGCCGUCAUUUGGGUGUACAAUAUAUUGACUUACUUUCUGCUGGAUCCUAUCAAAUUCGCUGUCCGAUACGCUCUAAGUGGAAGAGCCUGGAAUAAUAUUAUAGACCAAAGGACUGCUUUUACCAACAAAAAGGACUUUGGGAAGGAAGCUCGUUCGGCAGCGUGGGCAGCUGAGCAGCGAACACUUCAUGGCCUUCAGUCCACUGAGACAAAAAUGUUUUCCGAGAGAAAUACCUUCAGAGACAUCAAUCUCAUGGCAGAAGAAGCGAAAAGGCGAGCAGAAAUUGCAAGGAUGAGAGAGCUUCAUACACUGAAAGGCAAGGUUGAGUCAUUUGCCAAGCUAAGGGGCUUGGAUCUUGAAUCCAUGAAUCAGCAUUACACUGUGUAAAAAUAUGUUGAUGGAGAUCGUAUCGCUCUGUAGUAGAUCUUUUCCCCCUUUCCCUUUAUCCACUCUUCUUUUGUUAUGGAUAUGGUGACUUAUACAAUAUGGUCUUGUAUGCUUAACAUG
Molecule: messenger RNA, 3286 nt
Organism: Populus euphratica (Euphrates poplar)
Lineage: Eukaryota; Viridiplantae; Streptophyta; Magnoliopsida; Malpighiales; Salicaceae
Gene: HA7
Product: H[+]-ATPase 7
Exons: 22
Coding region: 269-3166 (965 amino acids)
Biological process (GO): proton export across plasma membrane
Cellular component (GO): membrane
Molecular function (GO): ATP hydrolysis activity; ATP binding; P-type proton-exporting transporter activity
Source: RefSeq, a predicted model, not a curated record